AUGGCUAGCAGCAGCAUCUCCAAAGCUGAAUUCAUUGUCGGAGGGAAAUAUAAAUUGGUACGAAAGAUCGGGUCUGGCUCCUUCGGGGUCGUUUAUCUGGCGGUCAACAUCACCAAUGGUGAGGGGGUUGCAGUGAAGGUAGAAUCUCAGAAGGCCAGGCACCCCCAGUUGAUGUACGAGAACAAACUCUAUAAGAUUCUCCAGGGUGGGAUUGGCAUCCCCCGCAUACGGUGGUAUGGGCAGGAAAAAGACUAUAAUGUGCUAGUCAUGGAUCUUCUUGGACCCAGCCUGGAAGACCUCUUCAAUUUCUGUUCAAGAACCUUCACAAUGAAAACUGUACUUAUGCUAGCUGACCAGAUGAUAAGUAGAAUUGAAUAUGUGCAUACAAAGAACUUUAUACACAGAGACAUUAAACCCGAUAAUUUCGUAAUGGGCGUCGGCCGUCACUGUCAUAAGUUAUUUCUUGUUGAUUUUGGUUUGGCCAAAAAGUACAGAGACAACAGGACAAAGCAACACAUACCAUACAGAGAAGAUAAAAAUCUCACUGGCACUGUCCGAUAUGCUAGCAUCAAUGCACAUCUUGGUAUUGAACAGAGUCGCCGGGACGACCUGGAAUCGUUAGGGUAUGUUCUGAUGUAUUUUAAUAGAGCCAGCCUGCCUUGGCAAGGACUAACGGCUGCAACAAAGAAACAGAAAUAUGAAAAGAUUUGUGAAAAGAAGAUGGCCACAAAUGUUGAAGCUUUAUGUAAUGACUUUCCUGCAGAAUUUGCUAUGUACUUAAACUAUUGUCGUGGGCUAAGCUUUGAGGAAACCCCAGAUUACACGUAUCUGAAGCAGCUAUUCCGCACCCUUUUCAGGAACCUGAACCACCAUUAUGACUUCAUAUUUGAUUGGACAUUAUUAAAGCAGAAAGCAGCACAGCAGGCAGCCUCUUCAAGCGGGCAGGGUCAGCAGGGCCAAACCCCACAGGUUUCUAAGCAUGAAUGA
This is a messenger RNA of Eptesicus fuscus (big brown bat), 987 nucleotides long. Its product is annotated as casein kinase I-like. The transcript has a single exon. Gene Ontology annotation, cellular component: cytoplasm; nucleus. Gene Ontology annotation, biological process: negative regulation of canonical Wnt signaling pathway; peptidyl-serine phosphorylation; signal transduction. Lineage: Eukaryota; Metazoa; Chordata; Mammalia; Chiroptera; Vespertilionidae. Gene Ontology annotation, molecular function: protein serine/threonine kinase activity; ATP binding. The coding region runs from base 1 to 987 and encodes 328 amino acids. The record is from RefSeq and is a predicted model, not a curated record.